This is a messenger RNA of Anisakis simplex (herring worm), 1806 nucleotides long. The record is from the annotation of a GenBank genome assembly. NCBI's taxonomy places the organism in Eukaryota, Metazoa, Nematoda, Chromadorea, Rhabditida, Anisakidae.
AUGAAAAUGAUGCAGUCAAAUGAAUUUCAGUAUGCGCACAGAGAAUUGAGUGUAUCAAGAAGUGAUAUGGAGGAAUGUCGUCAGGGUGGUCAUGAAGAGUGUGUCAAUGGAGUCAGGUUGAUAUUCAUGAAAGAGGGGCAUCAGACAUUAUUGGUGUGCUCGUCUAACGCUAUGAAGCCGCAGCUACACGAAUUAGAUGCAUCAACUCUUCGUGAACGAUCCACACCUGAGAAUGUGAUUGGUGUAUGUUCGCCUCACACUCAUCUUAAUACCACUGCCACUCUCGUUGAAUGGGGUAAUCCUGACGAUAUUCCGGCGAUUUAUUCGGGUAUUCGAACGGGCUUGUCGCUUGAUAACCAUUUAAUUUAUCGGUCACCACUCGUACUCAACAACAAAGAAGUUCAUCCAUCAAUGAGAACCGUCUAUACGGAUUCGAAGUGGCUUAAUGAACCGCAGUUUGUAUCAUCGCUGAGUAUUGCCAAUUAUGUGUAUUUUUUCUUUCGUGAAGUGGCUGUAGAACAUGAAAAUUGUGGUCGUGUUGUAUAUUCGAGAGUUGCACGUCUCUGUAAGAAGGAUGUGGGUGGUAAGAAUGUCUUACGUCAAGUUUGGACGAGUUUCGUGAAGGCACGUCUCAAUUGCUCAAUGUCAUCACCAUAUCCGUUGUACUUCGACCAAAUUCAAUCAGUGCAACGUGUCGAUGCACGAGGUGAUACUCUCUUCUACGCAACCCUGACUACUGCGGACAUUCAAUUUGGUGGUAGUGCUGUUUGUGUAUUCUCGUUGAAUGCAAUCAAUCAGCUAUUCGACCAAGGGAUGUUUGCUGAACAAUCUGCGAGUGGCAGCAGUUGGACGACAACACCUCCUCAAAGUGUUCCUCCACACCGACCCGGAACAUGUGUACCGAAUUCUGUAGCAAUCACAGAUGGUGAACUGCACUUUGCAAAAUCACAUCUUUUGAUGGCUGAAGCAGUUUCGUGUGGUGCCCCGUUGCUGACUGCUUCACAACAUCUUUUCACACACAUUGCUGUCGAUGUACUUCAGUCUGUUAAUGUUGUUUUUGUUUAUUCACAUAAUACCCGAAAAAUAUUGAAAUUGUCGCACUUGGAAGGAACAACUGGGCCCGAGUCGUCACGUCUGCUUGCAGUUUAUGAACUGGAGGAUGUGAUGGAUGUGUUUGCGAUGGCGUUGUUACCCAACGAAUUUCUCUAUGUAUCGGACUGCUCACUUUAUACGACAUGCUCACAAUGCGCUGUUGAUCCUUAUUGUUCGUGGAGCUCGGCACGUUCUUGGUGUUUUCGACGUAAUGCCGCGCACUCUUCCGCACUCGGAUGGGUUAGUGCAGCACCCGAUGAAAUACCCAAGUGUAUUGAAAAUGUUGAUCGUAACUCAAUAGUGGCUUAUCCCGGUGAUUCGAUACAUAUGAAGUGUGACUUCAACUCAAACUUGGAUUCGCUACAAUGGAAAUACAAUGGGAAGCAUGUAGUUACUCCUUGUGCACGAAAGCACAUCACGACAUUGGGUGGUCUUGUGCUGCUUAAUGUGAGCGCUGUGGAUAGUGGUGUAUACGAGUGUUCUUGUGAUGGAGAGGUUGUUUGUGUGUAUGAAGUUGAUAUCGAUACAGCUGAAUGUACACAACCAACCAGUAUUGCCCAGUUCCAAUCUGUAUACAGAGAAUGGUGUAAAAAGUUAGCUCAUUAUAAGCAGUCGGUGGACAAAUGGCAACUUUGGUACGAUAAAAAUGCUCAUUGUCCAAAGAAGAAAAUAUCUGAUGAAUAUGGUGACAUCAAUAUCAACAACCGAGUUUAA